AUGGCGACGUUUAAAACAUGUCUUUCAAUAAUCGCUAUCACAUUACUUUUAGUUAAUGUGGUAGCUAGCUAUGGUGAUUACGGUUACGGAGGAGGCUACGGUGGACAAGGCUCCUAUGGUCAUGGAGGCUUCGGGCAUGGUGGAUACGGUGGCCAAGGCGGCUUUGGACACGGAGGGUAUGGUCAUGAUGGGCAUGGCCAUUACGGGCAUGACCAUUACGGGCAUGACCAUUACGGACAUGGUCAUGGCGGCUUUGGACAAGGAGGAUUUGGAGGAUUUGGAGGUGGUUACGGACCAUCCAUAAAUGGAGGUUGGGGACACGGUGGAGGGCACGGCGGAGGGCACGGCGGUUAUGGCCACGGCUGA
Messenger RNA from Parnassius mnemosyne (clouded apollo), 366 nucleotides. The record is from the annotation of a GenBank genome assembly. Lineage: Eukaryota; Metazoa; Arthropoda; Insecta; Lepidoptera; Papilionidae.